AGGUUGCUCUUUGUUUAUGGUUUGAUUGGGUGUCGAUGUCGAAUAGGUGUUUGUUGCGUGUUGAUUGCAAUUGCAAAUGCGAAGUCGUGGAAUGGUGUUUAUUAUUGUUACUAUAUAAUUUAUUAGUGUCUUCUACAAACAAAACAUCUAAAAGAUGGCACCAAUGCGCGGCGAGCGUGGUGGUUCACCGGCGCGUGGUGCGCGCGCGUCGCUCCCGCUGCCGCGGCGGCUCAUCAGACAGAUCGCGCGACAUGUCGCGUCCAGUGGCCGCUCGCUCCGACGUCUCGAGGUGUCCGGCCGGGUCAUCGACAAUUUUGACGACAUCGACGACGCAUCCGACGAGUCUGACCUAGAAGUACCGCAACCGGCGGUGGCGUGCGGUGGCAACGCGGGCAACCUUCCCCCCGCCGAACACGACGAUGACCUCACCAGUCUCAGUUGGUUGCAGGAUAGAAAUUUACUAAGAGGUAUAAAUCUUACAAAAGGUGACUUGGAAGAUUCAAAAAUGAUUGGCCACCAUAUAGUGAUAAAGUCGGAGAUGUCGAAGACCCCUCCCCCGGUGGCACGACUCCCCUCGCCUCCGCCGACGCCGUGCAAGGCGCCACCGUCUCCCCCCGCGGCCACCACGCACACCAAGCCGCCAUAUUCGUUCUCCUGUUUAAUAUUCAUGGCAAUAGAAGCCGCCCCGGCCCGAGCGCUGCCCGUCAAGGAAAUAUACGCGUGGAUCAUCCGCCAUUUCCCAUACUUCAAACACGCACCACAGGGCUGGAAAAAUAGCGUUAGACAUAAUCUGUCGUUGAAUAAGUGCUUCCACAAGGUGGCAGCCGCGCCGGGCCUCGGCAAAGGCUCAUUGUGGACCGUAGAUCCGCAACAUCGUUCAUCAUUACUGCAGGCGUUCGGGCGGCAGCCGAUCCCGGCGCCGGCGGAGCCCGGCGGCGAGGUAAGCGAGGCGGCGGGCGGCGGUCGCGCGGCGGGCGCGGGCCCCGACCCGCAGCUGUUCCCGUUCCUGGCGCGGCGGCUGGCCGGCGAGGCGCGGCCCGAGCCCGGCGCCGACGAGUACCUGGCCGCCGCCACCGUGCUCGCCAUGAAGUACGGGCCCGCCGUGCUCGACCAGCUGCCGCCCGCAGCGCACCUGGUGAUCUCGCGGUGCGCGCGCGACGAGCACUCGUACAGCGGCGGCUGCGAGGAGCGGCGCACGGCCGAGGCGCUGCUGAACCUCGCCGGCGUCGCGCCCACGCCCACGCCCACGUCCACGCUCGCGCACGCGUCCGCGCCCGCGUCCACGCCCGCGCCCGCGCCCAGCUAGCGCGAUCGCCGCUAGGCGCGGUGCCGUAUGGUGCUCCCGGCCGCAGGUACUAGUGACGGGAGGGACGCGACCUAGCUGUUUACACCUCAUCGAGUAGCAAGUACGAGGUGCAGGCGACGAGUGAUGAUUAAACCAGUGUAACGAUCGCGUUGUUAAGAGAUAAAUGUGAGUGCGAAUUGAAGUGUCGUCUAUUUUUUACUAUGAAGUCACCUCGCUCUCGCCUCAUCCACGUGAGAACCCUAGUCACUUGACAGAGUAACGUAAAAAUUACCUCGUACCUACUUGAUAAAGUGUAAACGGUGCUUUUGUUAAACCAAUAGUCUGAGUCAUUAUUUAUGCAUCACACUAAAAGUGCUGGCUUUGCGAAACUGUAAUAAUUGAUUAGUUACCACAGGUCAUAAUAAUAAAAUAUUUAUUUAUGUGAUUAGAAGAUAUUUUAACAUAAAAAGCGUUCCGCAUUACACUGCACCAAACGCCACGCGUAUAACGAGUCUUAGUAUAAAAAUCUGCCUACGAUAAAUCAGGUUUAGUUUGCGACAAAGACGUUGAACUAUAUUAGUAGUAGUUUAAUUUUCAUUUAAUUUUUUUCAGUGUUUAAAUAUAAUUGGCAGUGAUGAUAUUUGAAUUAUAAAUGUAGUCUAAGGGUGGGGUCUCGAUACGAACUAUAGGACUUAAGUAGCUCUUGGAAAUGUGUGCUAGACGUUAUAGUGACGAUUCGUUACUAAGAUCAAUUAGUGUGUUCUGCUCAAACGGUUCUCUAAGAGUAUAAAAAUAUAUUGUUAUCUUGUAAAGUAUAAUGACACCAACUAUAUUUGAAAGAAAAAAAAACCGUCACGCAUCGAGGCAUAGCCUCAGUAAACUCAGUGAUUAAAAAAUGUUGACACAUACAAAAAGUUCAUGGAACGAGAAAUUGUUUUCAACUAAAAUUUGUUGCUUUAUAAAUUUCUAUAUUAUGUCUAUUGUCGCAGCAGUGCAAUGGACAAAAAUGUUUACCCUUCUCUAGUCCAAUGAAGACGGUGAUUUAACAAAAUCUGUGUAACAACAAAGUUUUAUUACAAUAAAAAUAAUAAUUAACCGAUUAAAUAAAAAUAACAUUGUAAAAUGAUAGAUCAAGAUACACUACUUAGAUAGACUUGUUUCCAUUAUUUUCCAAAUGUAAAAUACACGUUUUGACAUCAAUUCUUGUGAUCCAAGUCGGUUAAAAUAAUAAGUAAAUUUAAUACAAUAAUAAUAUUUAUUAGUAGAGACUUCAUAGUGAUAGUUGUGAUACUAAUAUGAAAUACUUUUUAAUUAAAAAUAAUUUGAAACUAGUUAAUUAGUACUCCCGACUUGCAUUUAGGUCCUCCAUUCAUUUUAGUCACUCAUAUUAUAUUUUUAAUGUUGCCACAUUACUGAACAUCCUAAUCAAUUUACGCCGAAUGUUGCCACAAUUAAAUUGAAAUUUGUACAACAAAUUGAAUGGAAAUGAAUUGGUUUACAUUGUUAGAUUUAAGUUUUAAAUAAAUUUUAAUUAUUUAUUUCAAUCAACUAUUACAGUUGUAAUUAUAUUUUCGAAAUGGUUUUUAUUUAUUUAUGUGUACUUUUAUAAAAAUCAUAAUACUUCUUAAUAUAAACUGAGCAAUAUAUUAUGUACUAAAUCUAUUGUAAUAUGUAAUUAUGUGAUCUGAUCGCUGAAUAUACAGAUACUGUAUACAGACGAUCGCAAUGUAUUUUAUCAUCUUAUUUAUAAAUCAUACAUGUGUAUAUAAAGCAAAAUUUAAAAAUGUCUACAUUAGUGUUAAGUACACCAUAUUUUGUGUUCAGACCAAGUGAUCUACUUCGUACAGUCGCCUACAUUUAAACAAAUUUUAUUUAUUAUAACAAUAGUAAUUAUAAGAAUUAUUAAAGCUGUGACAUAAUAUCAAACUAACGUUCAAAGUUAUAUGCUAUCUCCCCCACAUGUAGGAGGAACGACUUAAGAUUACCACAAUAUGUCUCUCAUAAAAUAGUGGUACGGUAAUGGCGUUCGCCUAAAUUAGUAAAAUGUUCUUUAUUAUUAAUAGUUGUAAAGUUUACUUUUCUAUAAAUGUACUGCAUAACUCCUCUACGUAGUAAACCCGAAUAGGUACCUAUGUGUAAAUAUCUCUCAAAGUGCUAUUAAAGCUCAACAGAACUCAAUUUUGACGCUUUAUGUGUAGUGACAUUCAAUUACAUCUUGUCAUCUAAAAUUUCGACAAAUUAAUAUUAAGUACAUAAUAUAUCAUCUUAGGUAAUACUAAAAAUAUUGUAGAAAAAUGUUCUAAUACGAAUAUUAGGCAAAUGAUAUUUUUAAAACUGCCUUAAACGUUUUAUGUCAAGACACAGCGCGGCCUACCAGCGUCAGAAUAUUGUUGACAUUACUUGAAAUGAAAAAAAAAACUUACUUCAAACGCAGCGAGGUAAUUUUCUCUCAACUCUAAAGUGCCUACUUGUGCUUCUAUUCUAUUUCUAUAAAUGUAACAAAUUUAAGAUCGAACUCGGGUAUCAUCGGUCAAUAACCAAUCAUCUGGUUUUAGUACCAUAUCGAUUUUUUUUUCCCAUAUCAAAAAAGCAUUGAAGGAGAACACCAAGUAGCAAGUAUAAAAUGACAAAGUUGAGUCUUAAGUGCACGAUGUUUAUUUAUAUUUCAGGUGUCCUAAUUUAGUAUAGGAAGUGUAACAAAAACAAAUAUUUCCAAAUACUUUUUUCUUCACCUUUGUGUAUUAAAUUUGAAAUCAAUAAUCUUAAAAGCGUUAUGAUAUAUACGUAAUUGUUAGGCAAGUAAUCAUUGAAUUUCCAGCCAGUCUUAUGGUGCACUGCUUACAUUACAUGUGACUAAUAUAAAUCAUAACCGUGGCUAGUCCUUCGUGGUCAGUCGCCAGCACAUAUAUUACUGCAUAAUGUAUAUAAAGCACUUAAAAAUCAUGAAAUUAUCGCGAAUAUAUGAACGGCGGAUAAUGAGAGUUGCAUGCAUAGAAAAAACUAGACUGAUAUGUAAUGACUGAUUUGUGAUGAAGCAAUAUUAUUUAUUAGAAAAAAUUAGUAUCUUUAUUUAAAAAUGCCCAUGUUGUUUGCCGUUUGCAACAUACAUAUUUAUUGACGCUUUUGUGCAGUAAUAAUUGUAUUGCCCCACAUAUAGGUCAUUGAUAUAGAAAAAACCAAAGACGAUUAAAAAAAUAAGAACCGUAUUGAAUUAAGAACGUGUUUAUAAUAACAUUUAUUUCUAACUAGCCAGUGACAUUUAUUGUCAAAUGUGUUUUAUAAAUUUCAUAAAAAAAAAUAUUGUCUAGACACAGAGUUCUAUAUUUACAGUAAGUAUUAAAUUUCGGAUAGACAUUUCUUAUCAAACGAAAAAUUUUUUUUUAAUUAUUUUAAACACUUAAAAAUAAUUAUUUAAUAUUUGAAAUAUAUUUAUAUGGGAAUCUGAAACUUGAGUUUUUUAUAUCUCAAUGAUACCUAUAAAAUCUGUUUUACAUACGAAUUGUAAUAAAAUAUGAAGUGAUACAACGAUAAAAAAUUAUCUUUUACGGGUGUAUAUUAUAAUGUACGGUUAUACAAAUAUGUUAUCUAUAUUCUGCGGUAUGUGACUGGAAUAACGUCGCCGAUCUUCCGUCGUGAACAUUAAGUAUGUCAUCAAAUCAACAGCACACAUGGACAGUGGUGCAAUUUGGCGCCAAAUAUUUAUUAUACAUGAAGAUUUUCCCGCUUAAUUUGAAAUUUAAAGCAAUAAAAACUAGUUGAUAAGAUCGACGGCGAUAUUCCAGCUUUGUGUGACAUUGGCCUGUAAAUUAUUCAAUAUAGUUGACCAGCCAAAGGAUGGUAAAAAAAUAUUUAACGCCAUGGGUUUAUAUUUAUGUUUGUGGAAAACUCCAAGAGUAUUUUUAACCUAUUUGAUAUUUAUUUCGAUUUAUAUUUUGCUUUUCUAGUUAGAUUGUAAAAUUGUAACGGUUAUAUUAAGGCAAACAAAAGGUCGCUGUGUGCCAAAUUAAAAAAAAAAAAAGAAAAGAAAUAACAAUAUUUACAAAAUAGGAAGCAAAUACAAAUAAAUAUCCGUAUAUGAGUGUAUAUGAUGAUUAUUAUCGAUAGAUUAGUUCGUAAGUGAUAUUACGAUAAAAGAUAGGUAUUGUAAUUACUAAAUAUGAAUACAUACAUUUUUGCUGUAUUUAGGAGCGUCUUCCAUCUUACUAGUAUUGUUUUCUCUUAGAUAUUCACCGUCGAGGAGAAAAGUGCAUGUGUAUUAUUUAUUCAGACACUUGCAACUUUUUUUAAAAAAAAAUGUAUCAAUCGCUUAAUACUCUAAUCAUGAUAAGUAUCGUUAAUAAAUUAUUACAAUAACAUAAUAAAUCUCGAAAAUGAAACAUGUUACUUUAUCUAAGCAUAGUCUUUUUUCCUCGAUUGUGUCGACUAGCCUUUCUUUUGGUGGUAUAAGGAAUCGUAGAUAAAAAUUUACAGCAAUAAUUAGUACCUAAUCGUAGUACGUUGCUGGUAGAUGCUAUAUAUAAUUAUGUGUGAUAACUUGCUAUUUAUUUAUUAAGUGCUAAAUAAAGUGUUUAUUAUAUUCAUAAACAACAUCAAAAAGUAAUCAAUUUUAAUGUUUUUUUUUUGUUUGGAAGGAAGGCAAACGAGUAUGCGACUUACCUGAUAGUAGGUCAUUAUCACACACUAGUAACACCAGAGGAGUCAUAUUUUAAAUACACAAUCGUGACUUAAAGCGAUGUAAUAACUUUUACAGGUAAAUAGUACUUACAUACAUGCUUCUUUAUUGCCAACCAAACGUGUCGACGAUCAGUUGCCAGAAUUUUAAAACUAUGAGAGUUGUUUAUGAAUAUAAAAUUGCUUUUUAAAAAGUUAUAUCAACUAUGAUAUUAAAAUUGUUGCGGCUCACGAUUGUCAAAAUCCAACAUAUUUUGAUUAAUUUAUUUUUUAGGUUUAAUGAAUUGUUAUUUAAUUUCGUGUUCUAUUUGUUUAUAAAACGACUAAUUAAUAGAAUGUUUGUUUGGAUUAAUCGUUUUAUAGACAAUUUAGCGUUACCACUAAGAUAAUUAUUAGUCAUACUAUAUUUUCUUCUCGCUCACAUGUAGUUCUUGUAAGCAGGACAGCAAUAAUUGUACGACAAAUGUUUCUUGGGUGACGUGAGCACUAGGUAAUUAGUUUCCGAACUAAGUAUGUUUAAGUAUGAAAAUUAUUGUUGUUGUUGAUAUUUUGCCGGCUUUUAAACGACACCACUCCUUAUUAAUAUUGCUAUUGUUGAGAGUUAUUGCCAAAUUUUUAUUUGUUCUAAAAUCUUUUGUCUUUGUACAUAUCCAUUAAAUAAAUUAUGUACCGAGGAUCA
Galleria mellonella (greater wax moth) is the source of this 6635-nucleotide messenger RNA. RefSeq names its product forkhead box protein N3-like. Lineage: Eukaryota; Metazoa; Arthropoda; Insecta; Lepidoptera; Pyralidae. Gene Ontology annotation, cellular component: nucleus. Gene Ontology annotation, biological process: regulation of DNA-templated transcription. Gene Ontology annotation, molecular function: DNA-binding transcription factor activity; cis-regulatory region sequence-specific DNA binding. The record is from RefSeq and is a predicted model, not a curated record.